AUGCCCCUCCUCGACAAGAUAUCAGACCUCGCUGGCAGGUUUGCGCCUUCCAAACAUGCAAAGCCCGCAGGCAUAGGCAGCAGCGGCAUGGGCCCCGUCGACGACGACAUGAUCGUGUCAAAGCCGACUAUCGUUCUGCACGCCUCGCAGAUAUUCUUCAACUUUCUCGCUAUGGCAUGUUUCGCGAGCGUAGCGGGCUUUCAAGCAAAAUGGCAUGUCGGGCCUUCCGGCCUGACAGGAUUCGCGCUCUUCGUGUCCAUCUCCGGCAUGUUCCUCUCCGCAUUCAUGCUCGGCGUCCCCGUCGCCUACGAGAAAUACGAUAAAUUCGUCCGCCUCGCGCGCGCGCUCAAAGAGGUCCGCGUAGGCUUCAUUCUCACAGGCACAGGCGUGACAUUCAGCCUCCUCAUCGCAUUCGUGACGACCAUUUCAGCGUGGACGCAGCCUGGGUGCAAGAACAAAGACAACGACCCGCACUCGGAGGAGCUCGGCGACGACUUCAAAAAUGGUCUUCCAGGGUGGUGCAGCACCAAAAAGGCAGGAUCCAUCUUUUUCUGGUUCACAUUCGGCUUCUGGGCCGCCUCGCUCGUGAUGCUCGUGCUAGACUGGCGCGCCGGCCGACUCCACGCCCACGCGCACCGCGACCCGCCAUUCCAGCGUCCGCCUCCAGGCGCACACGACGACGGUGAAGGCGACGCGGACGACGACGACGCGUCGUACAUGCACGUCUCCGCGCCUGCACCUGGCCGCCGGCAGUCCGCGUACGACGAUCCUUCUGCAUCGCAAGCGCAAUCGCCUUUUGCGGAUCCGUACCCGUCACAGCAGCAGCAGCAGCAGCGGUACGGAGGUGGUGCGUAUACACCCGCACACCUACACCAGCCGCUCGCAGGCCGGCCAAGCAUGGACGCAUACGGCGCAUUCUCCGAUCCCGCACCAUCAGGCUUCGGCACCGCCUCUCUCCCUCCCCAUUCCCACUCCCACUCCCACCCACACCCCCAACAACCAUACUCAACACCCUCAUACACCACCUCAUCUUCGUCGCCUAUACGCAGCAGCACAGCACCGGGACCGCCCGUACUGCCCGAUCCGGAUAUGGGCGGGCCGAUGGUGAGCAGGACGAUGCAGUAUGCGGAUCCGUAUGCGGCUGUGCACGAGGACGAGGACGAUGAUGAGGACGAGGACGAUGACGAGGAUGAUGAGACGAUUACUGAUGCAACUGUUGACGAUGAGAACGCGGACGGCGGAUACCACUACGACCACGACUCCGACUCCGACUCCGACUCUGAAGCACACGACGCAAAAGCAGGCAGGCGCAGGAGCCGAAUAGGAUACGUAUCGGUCAUGCGAGUGUUCGGCGCUUAA
Messenger RNA from Psilocybe cubensis, 1359 nucleotides. RefSeq lists its product as uncharacterized. Gene Ontology annotation, cellular component: membrane. NCBI's taxonomy places the organism in Eukaryota, Fungi, Basidiomycota, Agaricomycetes, Agaricales, Agrocybaceae. The coding region runs from base 1 to 1359 and encodes 452 amino acids. The record is from RefSeq and is a predicted model, not a curated record. The transcript has 8 exons.